GCAUUCAUAAAUUCACCCGCAUCACAUUUCUUUGUCCACUGCUGUUCUCGCCGGGAACAAACCAACCUACCAGGAAAACACCAUUUUUUUUCCUUCCCAUUUUCUCUCCACUUCCUUCCUUUUUCCCCCCUAUCAAAUUAUCAUAUUUUUUUAAUCUCCACAUCUUGGGUUUCUUUUUCGUCGUGUUUGUUUGUUUGUUUUUUGACAUCUGGAGGAGAAGGAGCGUAGAUGAGAACAGGAAAGGGAAGUCAGGAGGAAGAACAGUACGAGGAAGAAGAGUUUGGUUCCAAAAAUCAAGGGCCAUCCUUUAAUCAAACGAUGUCUUUAAACACUAUUAAUAACAACACCAACAAAGAUGGGAAUAACAGUGAUAAGGCUAACGCUAUACGAUCGAAACACUCGGUUACGGAGCAAAGGAGACGGAGUAAGAUUAAUGAAAGGUUUCAAUUAUUGAGAAAUCUAAUUCCGAACCCUGAUCAAAAGAGAGAUACAGCUUCCUUCCUUCUAGAGGUGAUAGAGUAUGUUCAAUAUUUACAGGAGAAGGUUAAAAAGUAUGAGGGUUCAUAUCAGGAAUGGAAUUCUGAGCCAACAAAAUUAAUGCCAUGGAGAAAUAGUCAUUGGCGCGUUCAGAGCUUUGGUGGUCAACAGCAAGCUAUUAAAAAUGGUUCUGGUCUGGGGUCUGCAUUUUCCGGGAAGUUUGAUGAGAAUAACAGCAACAUCGACCCCACAAUGAUUACAGGUUCUCAAAAUCUGGUAGAAUCUGAUUCUCUCAGAGACACAAUGUCCAAAGCUAUGGAUCAGCAACCUGAGUUGAUGAGUUGGAAAAUACCUAUGCCCGUCCAAGGUUAUAACAUGCUUGUGCAUCCCCUUCAGAGAGCAGUAUCUGAGGCUCAAUCGACCGAGUGCUUUAUCGGCAACGAUACAUUGAACCAACUUGAAGAUCUGACCAUUGAAGGAGGAACAAUUAGCAUAUCGAGUGUCUAUUCUGAAGGGUGGGUUAAUCUUCUUUUCUUUUUCGAUCCUCCACAUGUUAUUGAACUCUCUGACACAAGCACUGCAGAGUGCGGGUUUGGAUCUGUCACAGGCCAACAUCUCGGUGCAGAUCGAUCUCGGAAAGCAUGCUAACAGAGAACUAACAUCAGGAACUUCUGCUAAGGAUCCACAGAAUUCCCCCACUCGAGCAAUGACCCAUCUUAGAGAUGUGAGCAAUGGAGAGGAAUCCGAUCAUGCUCAAAAGCGGAUGAAGAAAUAAGAUAGGCAAGUUUAGAAUCUUUUGUUUUGCUCGGUUAUUUUCCUUUUCUGUUUGUUUUGGCUUCAUUUGGGUGAUUGUGUUUGUAUAUGCAUGUGUUUCUGUGGAGUGGUUCCUCAGAUUUCUGUAG
This is a messenger RNA of Hibiscus syriacus, 1379 nucleotides long. Its product is annotated as transcription factor BIM2-like. The record is from RefSeq and is a predicted model, not a curated record. Gene Ontology annotation, biological process: DNA-templated transcription. Lineage: Eukaryota; Viridiplantae; Streptophyta; Magnoliopsida; Malvales; Malvaceae. Gene Ontology annotation, molecular function: DNA-binding transcription factor activity; protein dimerization activity. Bases 229 to 1125 code for a protein of 298 amino acids. The transcript is spliced from 7 exons.